Messenger RNA from Tetranychus urticae (two-spotted spider mite), 1802 nucleotides. RefSeq names its product putative aminopeptidase PLBD2. Gene Ontology annotation, biological process: phospholipid catabolic process. Lineage: Eukaryota; Metazoa; Arthropoda; Arachnida; Trombidiformes; Tetranychidae. Gene Ontology annotation, cellular component: extracellular region. The record is from RefSeq and is a predicted model, not a curated record. Gene Ontology annotation, molecular function: glycerophospholipase activity.
UUGCUUUGCAUGAAAAACCAUUUCCUUCUUGUUGUAUCUAUGGAUAGUUUAGCCAUCGACAGAAAUAUGAUUUUGUAUUUUGUUAUACUAACCUUAAGUUUUUCACAAUUAGCUAAAUGUGGAGACAUAUGUAUAGAUUUAGCCAACGAUCAUAAAAUAUCUUUCUUAACCGUUGAUAAAGAGGAUUGGUCGACCAGUUCAUAUCCAGUAUGUGCUUCAUUCGAGAAUCAAAUCAAUGCCACAGGAUGGGCUCGACUUCAUGUUUGGACCAAACCAGAGUCAAACUACAACGAUUCAACUCUUGCCUACCUCGCUGGUUACAUUGAAGGAUAUCUAACAAAGGAUUUGAUUAAUAUGCAUUAUGACAAUUUAUGGGAAAAAUAUUGUGAAGGAGUUGAAGCAGCCUUUUGUCAACGAGCAUUCAACUUUUUCGCCCAAAAUGAAGCUUAUAUUGAACAAGAAGCAAAUAAUAAACGAGACACUGAUCCAUAUUGGCAUCAUGUAGGUCUCAUUUUGGAUCAAUUGACUGGCAUGGAAGAAGCGAUAAAUUCAAAGUCGAGCUAUCAACCUGGCUAUCGAGUUAACACAACAGGCAAAGUAUAUUUAGUUAACACAGUUGCUGAUAUAAUGGAUUUAGAAAGUGCAUUAAACAGAACAGUUAAAACUCUUGCUGUUGGUCAAUCAUUUUGUUCAUCGUUGGUUCGGUACUCUGGUAAUGAUUUAUUGAUUGGACAUAAUACAUGGACUCAAUUUAGUUAUAUGCUUCGAGUUUUGAAAAAAUAUGAGUUCAACUUUAAGCAAGUACAAUCUUCAGAUAAAACUGUUCCAGGUUCAACCAUUUCAAUGUCAUCUUAUCCAGGAAUAAUAUUUUCUAUUGACGAUUUUUACAUCAUUUCAUCAGGAUUAGCAGUUGCCGAGACAACAAAUGGUAAUCACAAUGCAACCAGUCUCAAAUUGAUCCGUCCCAAAGGCUGUGUUUUGACUAUGAUCAGAACUAUGGUUGCUAACAGAUUGGCACGAGAUGGUAAAUCAUGGGCACAAAACUUUGAGCGAUAUAAUAGUGGAACUUAUAAUAAUCAAUUCAUAAUUGUUGACUAUUCCAAAUUUGUUCCUGGAUCAACAAGAAACUAUACUAAUUUAUUAUGGAUUGUUGAACAAAUGCCUGGAAGUAUGGUUUAUGGUGACAUGAGCUCAAUUUUGGUUAAAAAUGGUUAUUGGGCGAGUUAUAAUAUUCCUUAUUUCCAGAAAACUUAUCAAAUAGCUGGUUAUCCUGAUUUAGUCAAACAAUAUGGUGAUUUUUAUGUGCAUGAACAAAAUCCUAGAGCAAAACUAUUCCGACGUAAACAUACUGAAGCUUAUGAUCACAAAUCAUUACUUCAAUUACUUCGAUAUAACAAUUAUACUCAAGAUCCUGAAUCAAGAUGUAACUGUACUCCUCCUUACUCAGCAUCAAUGAGUAUUGCCUGUCGAGGUGAUCUCAAUGAUCCAAAUGGCUUAUAUCACAUACCAUCACAAGGAGUAAUUAAUGAAGCAGCCGUUGAUGCAAAAGUAACUUCAUUUGAGUUAUUUGCGAAGCAACAAAUGUACGCGAUCAGUGGACCAACAUACGAUAAUGUACCUCCAUUCGCUUGGUCUAAUUUCACGAUGAAAGAUAAAUUAGUCCAUAAAGGACAUCCUGAUCUAUGGGUUUUCAAGCCUGUUUAUUUCUAAUCAGCAAUAUUUCUGUGAUUGUAUUAAUGUUUGCGAAAGAUAUUAUCUAAAAAUCUUCAAUAUAAAUAAAAGCGCAUUGUUUAAAUAACAAA